UUUCAAAUGUGUUAUACUCAAGAUUCAUUUAGGAACUUGCGGAGUUUUUCCCUUUCGUCUGAAGGAAAUGGAGACAUAACCUCCCAGCAUUCUCCUCCGGAGUUCAACAGCACUGGCACACAUUGCAUCUCCAACCGCGCACCUGACUGAAGUCUUGGAAACGCUUCGAACUCCAGUGCGCUGGGGGAGCGAGGGCGGUUCGCCCUCUUCGCAGCUUUCUCACCUGUGGAUGGAAAUAAGCGUCUGUGUCUCAGACCCUUAAACCUCCUUUUAGGUAGAAACCCCACGAGGGCCAGCAGUGAAAGCGCGUCUUCCAGGAAAGCUGAGAUUAAAUAUAUCGCAACGUUUCAGAAACAGAGACGGUGGCAGUUUGCUGUAUUUAAGUUACGUUGCACCAUUUACGAGCACGGAGAGAGCUGAGAGUGGCAGAAAGUCGUUUUGAAAAAUUCAAAUGGAGAGAUCUUUUCCUGUUUUGCCUGCACCGCCUGCUCACUGACUUGAGUCCGCCAGCCUGUCAUAUGCAUCAACAACCAUGUAUUUUGUUCAGUCUGUAUCGAUUUGUGGUUGAAGAAUAAUAGCCAGUGUCCAGCUUGCAGAGUCCCCAUCACGCCUGAAAAUCCUUGCAAAGAGAUUAUUGGAGGGACAAGUGAAAGUGAACCUAUGCUAAGCCAUACAAUACGGAAGCACCUUCGGAAAACUAGACUUGAGUUACUCCACAAAGAAUAUGAGGAUGAAAUAGAUUGUCUGCAGAGAGAGGUAGAAGAGCUUAAGAGUAAAAAUCUCAGCCUGGAGUCACAGAUCAAGACUAUUCUAGAUCCUUUGACCUUGAUGCAGGGCAGCCAAAAUGAAGACAAAAUUCCAGUUGCAGAUAAUUCAAGUAAAAGUGAGCCAGGAACUGUGGUCGAGUGGGAGAAGAAACUCAGGACAGCUAAUGAAAUCUACGAGAAAGUGAAAGAUGACGUGGACAAGUUAAAGGAGGCAAAUAAAAAACUGAAAUUGGAAAAUGGUGGCCUGGUGAGGGAGAAUUUACGACUGAAGGCAGAAGUGGAUAACAGAUCACCGCAGAAGUUUGGAAGGUUUACGGUAGCUGCUCUUCAGUCCAAAGUAGAACAGUACGAACGUGAAACCAAUCGCCUCAAGAAAGCCCUGGAACGAAGUGAUAAGUAUAUAGAGGAACUAGAGUCUCAGAUUGCACAGCUAAAAAAUUCCAGUGGAGAGAAGGAAGCUCUGAAUUCCAUUGGCCAGAGAGCACUUUCUGUCGACGGCAAGGGGAGCAGCGGCAGUGAGGAGGAUGUGCCGUCCAAGAAUCAAGGUGAUGCUGCCAGAAAGCAGCUUGGCUCAUCGACCUCGAGUUCUCACCUGGCACAGCCUUCUAACAGCUCUGCCCGGCAGGAAAGCGCCAGCAAAACAGACCUGAAGUGUUCGAAGAACAAAGACCUAUAUCAAAAGCAGGUGGAAAUAAUGUUAGGUGUGACAGAUACAAGUAUGGAUACUUACUUGGAAAGAGACUGGGGUAGUAAGCCAAGUGACUGUGCACCCUACAAAGAUGAACUUUAUGAUCUUCCAGCUCCUUGUACGCCUUUGUCCCUGAGUUGCCUUCAGCUCAAUGCCCCAGAAAACAGAGAGAGCUCUAUGGUCAAAGCAGGAGGGGCCAAAAAGCACUCACGCCAUCUCAGAAAACUGGUGUUUGAUGAUUUUUGUGAUUCUCCAAAUGCCUGUAGUAAAGAUUCUUCAGAAGAUGAUAAAAGCGAAACUGAAAAGAAAUCAGAAUGUUUUACUUCCCCAAAGGCAGGGUUUUGGGAUUGUUGUUCCACAAGCUAUGCCCAGAGCUUGGAUUUUGAAAGCUCAGAGGGGAACACAAUUGCAAAUACUGUUGGAGAAAUUUCUUCAAAACUGAGUGAGAAAGCAGGCUCCUGUUUAUCCAAGAGGCUGAAUUCUCUUCGCUCUUUGGAAAUGAAUCGGACAAGAACAUCCAGCGAAGCCUCAAUGGAUGCGGCUUACCUUGACAAAAUCUCUGAGCUGGAUUCGAUGAUGUCUGAGUCAGACAACAGCAAGAGCCCCUGUAGUAACGGUUUUAAGCCACUGGACUUGGACGGGGUAUUGAAGUCCCCCCAAGGCAGUGAAUUUCUGGAGGAACCAGGCAAGGUGGAAGAAAGAACUAAGCCAAACCUUUCCAAAGGUCCUCUAACUACUGAUCAGUCAGAAAAUGGAAAUGAGUGGAAACCCUCUUCCUUUUUCCUCCUCUCUCCACCUGACCAAGAAAUGAGUGAAGAUUUCCCACUCCACCCCAGUUCUAACUCAGGAACGAAUGGAAUCAAACCCCCAAGCUCUUUGUUUCAGACUGAGUUUUCCCCAGGUGUUCUGUUGAGUGGUGCGCAUCAGCUAUUUGAAGAUCAAAGUUUUGGCUCGUCUUUGUUUAAGAUGUCCUCAGAGAUGCAUGGUCUUCAUAACCACCUUCAGUCUCCUUGGUCUGCUGCUUUCGUGCCUGAGAAGAGAAAUAAAAAUGUGAAUCAAUCAACAAAAAGGAAAAUUCAGAGCAGCCUUUCUAAUGCCAGCCCUUCAAAAGCAACUAAAAGUUGACUCAUUAGAAAGGUGUCAUUUAUAUUUUCGUCCUUAGAACAAUAUAAAUGUUUAAAGUUACUUUUCCCCUCGUAAAGGUUCUCUUUGAUUUUGAAUUGAUAGUUCUGAGUCGAGUGCCAUUGGAAUACGGUGGAUUAGCCUGUACUGGCCAAGGGUGUCCAACCCAUGGCCUGCAGCGCAUGGGCUGCAGCGCCAGGAACGCGGCCCACCGCAACAUCGGAAAUUUACUUAAAAGCUUUUUUUUUGGUCCAUCAGUCUUCAUUAGUGUUUGUGUAUUUAAUGUGCGAUCCAAGACAACUCUUCUUCCACUGUGGCCCAGAGAUGCCAAAAGGUUGGACAUCCCUGGCUGUGUACCCAGAAAAUGCUCUUAUUCAUUGUGAAGAGUUUGUGCUUUUUCAUUUUUAUUUGGGAAUCUUUUUGACCAGAAGAUAGGCAGAGAGUUUCUUUUCAAUAACUCUUACAUGUAUCUGGUUUGGAUAUAUUUUGUUUCCAGUCUUGAUUUUUCAAUAACCAUUAGAUAUAAUGGUUAUAACCAUUACAUACAGGCCUAUUAAUGAGCCUCAGUUGUCUUCAGAACCAGGAUUUCUUAAAUAACACUGUAAGUGUUGUCUACACACUGCCCAGGAGACACUUGUGUUUCUUUAAAGUUUUUCCUAGGCUGGGCAUUAUUUUGCCUGCUCCCAUUUAUUUAAGUGUAGUGGUGCCCUAACUUUUAUGCAAGGCCAUCAUGGAGAAAUAGCGUUCUAACCUUAGACCGAGAUUCACUUCUUUUUUGGUUUUAGGUGUAUAUUUUCAUCCUUAAUGUUGUGUCUUGUUCAGUUUUUGUAAAAAAACAUUUUUGCUAUUAUGAAAGAUUACAUUUCUAUAUAAAAAUGUUUGUUUUAUGUGAGAUACCUUUCAUUUGCUCAUCUUUUUGUGUGCAGUAUAGUGAAAAAUCAAAAAUUGAGUCUGCUUUGGAAGGAAGACAUGGAACAGUUGGGUUCCAAGGGGCCUCAACAUGGUAGCCUUCUUGUUCCGGAUAGACAUGCGCAGAAGCUCUCACUGACCAGUCCGGGCUCCACUUCUGCGGGUCUUUGCCGGGGAAGCUUUUGGGGAGUGAUCAAGUCCUUGUUUGCAUGUGAAAACUAUGCAUGGUAGCAUUCUUGCUUGCACUGUCUUUCUUACAUAAGAAAAAGAAGUUUCAAUUGGCCAAUAGAAUAUCUUUUACAUAGGACAAGUUUUUUUUUUGGUGAAGAGUGUUGGGGGGUAAGAAGAGGUGAGCGAAGCACAAUUUAUAAUGUAGGCUCUGGAAAAGCAUAUUACCAAACAUGUGUUUGGUACGCCCAUGCAGGCUUUUAAAAGUGAUUUGUAUGGAAUGACUUGUUUAGCAAAUAUGCACUGAGCAUCUUACAUCAAUGCCGUGCUGUUUCACGUGAAUACUGCAUGCUCUUCUGUGGGAACUGAAUUAAAGGGUGUCAUGAGCACUGUAAUCCUUGAUGUUGUCUCAGAUACUGACUUAGCCUAUAAAGGCCAGUCAGACUUACCAUUUUUUAUAAGAAUUGACAAGGGGGAAAAGGCGGAAAACUGUACUUGAACAACAAUAAAAAAAAUAAAAACAAUUGACAAACUAUGACUCAUGGACCAAAUCUGGCUUACACCUGUUUUUGUGAAAGGCCUAUGAACUAAAACUAGUUUAUAUACUUUUUAAUUGUUUUUUUAAUGCUGGGAAUAUUUCAUAACACAGGAAAAUUAUAACUCAGAUUUCGUUGUUUCUGAGUAAAGUCUUAUUAGAAUGUAGCUACGCUCAUUUGUUUACAUAGUAUCUGUGGCUGCUUUUGCACUGCGGUUGCAUAAUGGACUAGUUGCAACAGAGACCGUACAUCUCACAAAGCCUAAAAUAGAGGAACAUUUGCUGACCCCUGUGUUAAUAGACUUCAAGGAGUCAACAAAACCGUAGAAGUAUAACAAAUCAUUUUUAUGAUUUGGGGAAUCAUGCCCUCCACUAAUCAAGCCAAAAUAAAACAUUUAAAAAGCUAAUAAAACAUUUUUUGUUUAGUCAUACAUAUUUUUCAGUAAGUAUUUGUGUGUCAUUUUAUCUCUGAUAUGUUAAAAGCUAAUGGGUUCUUUUAGGGGUAUUAGCAGUUUAAACAUCUUUGACAAUGUGGUUAUACAUUUGAAAUUUUAUUAAAUGUA
Molecule: messenger RNA, 4752 nt
Organism: Artibeus jamaicensis (Jamaican fruit-eating bat)
Lineage: Eukaryota; Metazoa; Chordata; Mammalia; Chiroptera; Phyllostomidae
Gene: OBI1
Product: ORC ubiquitin ligase 1
Exons: 6
Coding region: 661-2580 (639 amino acids)
Biological process (GO): protein monoubiquitination; regulation of DNA replication
Molecular function (GO): ubiquitin-protein transferase activity
Source: RefSeq, a predicted model, not a curated record